AUGCCUGGAAUCAAAAGGGUAGCUGUUAUUGGCGCGGGCCCUGCCGGUGCUAUCGCUGUAGACGCAUUAGCGCAGGAACAGGCGUUUGACGUCAUUCGCGUCUUUGAGCGUCGGGAGAAGGUCGGUGGAUGUUGGGUCCAAGACCCGGCCCACAGAUCCCCUCAGCUCCCCGAUUUCAAAACACUCGCCAGUCGCACCGCAGACAAACCACAUGAUAUACCUUCCUCUCUCCCAACAUAUGUUCCGCGCUCAACCCAGUACCGCCAUGAUGAAACAUCCGUGUAUCCGCUGCUCGAGACAAAUAUCGACUAUCAUACGAUGGAGUUCUCACAAGAGCCCAUCCCCGUGAAACAGACGUCACGGUCGAUCCAACGGCACGGCCCCAGUACCCCUUUCCGCCAUCACACAGUGGUUCAAGAGUAUAUCGAAGGACUGCUGGAUAGAAAAGGGUACAAGGAUUUUGUGGAAUGCGGAGUGACUGUGGAGAGGGUUGAGAAGGUCAAUGGAAGUUGGAAGCUGACGCUGAGAAAGGCGGGGUCGGAGCGUGAUUACUGGUGGGCGGAGGAGUUUGAUGCGGUGGUGGUGGCGAGUGGACAUUAUACGGUUCCGCAUGUUCCCUAUAUUGACGGGUUAGAAGAAUUCGCCAGUGCAUAUCCGGGGUCGGUGGAGCAUAGUAAGGGAUACAGGGGAGCGGAGAAAUAUCGACAAAAGAAUGUUGUUGUGAUUGGCGCAUCAGUCUCCGGGAUGGACAUUGCCCGAGACCUCAUUGGAGUUGCCCAGCACCCGGUAAAUGCUGUCGUGCGAGGAAAAUGGCAUCCUUAUUUCGGCAAGUCUGCUUUCGACCAUACCGACAUCAAGACGCGGUCAGCUAUCAAAAGGAUCGAAAGCACAGGGGGGCGCAGGACCAUCUUUUUCGAAGACGGGUCGCACAUUGACAAUGUCGACAAUAUUAUCUUUGGCACGGGUUACUCGUGGACCCUGCCUUUUCUUCCUGACUUCCCGGUCAUAAAUAAUCGCCUGCCAGGUCUCUACCUACAUAUUUUUCAGCGACAGGAUCCCACCCUCGCAUUCGUUGGCGCUAUUGCUGCUGGCUUUACAUUUAAAGCUUUUGAGUGGCAAGCUGUGCUUGCAGCCCGAUAUUUUGCUGGCCGCGUAGAGCUCCCGUCAAUCGCAGAGCAGGAGAAGUGGGAGACGGACCGCAUCGCAGUCAAGGGCGACGGCGUUCCCUUUACCGCGCUGUACCCUAACUUCGAGGAAUAUUUCGAGACUGUGAGGCAGCUUGCCGGUGAACCUGCGCCGGGGCAGCCUGGAAGGAGACUUCCCAAGUUUGGGAAGGGCUGGAGGGAGUUGUUCGACGGGGGUCACCAGAGAAGGAUUGAAGCGUGGAAGAAGGAAAAUGAGGCGCGAUCUGGGGCAGGAAAUUCUAUAGCUGUAAAAGCUAGAUUGUGA
Molecule: messenger RNA, 1449 nt
Organism: Pseudogymnoascus verrucosus
Lineage: Eukaryota; Fungi; Ascomycota; Leotiomycetes; Thelebolales; Thelebolaceae
Exons: 4
Coding region: 1-1449 (482 amino acids)
Molecular function (GO): NADP binding; N,N-dimethylaniline monooxygenase activity; flavin adenine dinucleotide binding
Source: RefSeq, a predicted model, not a curated record